Molecule: messenger RNA, 2163 nt
Organism: Candida albicans SC5314
Lineage: Eukaryota; Fungi; Ascomycota; Pichiomycetes; Serinales; Debaryomycetaceae
Product: glucose-induced degradation complex subunit
Exons: 1
Coding region: 1-2163 (720 amino acids)
Biological process (GO): proteasome-mediated ubiquitin-dependent protein catabolic process
Cellular component (GO): GID complex
Molecular function (GO): protein binding
Source: RefSeq, a predicted model, not a curated record
AUGACACUCGAUGAAUUGAAAUUGCAAUUGAUUGUUAAAUCAUUACAUGAAUUAGGUUGUGAUCAACUAGCAACUGAAUUAAUAUCUCAACUCAGACAGACUAAUUCAUUGGAUCAACAACCUGGGGAUGAAUUACACAAUUGGAUUUUGGAACAACUACGAAUAAGAAAUUAUACUGAAUUAGAUGAUUAUUUUUGUAGUUUGUUGAAUGACACAAACGGUUUAAAUGAAUUUGUCAAAAUUAUCAACUAUCGAGGUGAUAAUAUGGAUUCAAUUAUAUCAAUAUUAUUGUAUUUGAUCAGAAGAGCAAAUUAUCUUGAUGUGAUUAAACUUCUGGAUAGUUUAACUGACACCGAAAGGUUGACCUACGUCAACAACAAAUUGUUACCGUUAUUAGACUGCGUUGACGUUGGCAAUAAUAAGAUAGAAGACAUCAGUAGCGUUAUAGAUGUACGAAUCUUGCAACAAUUGUCAAAAGAAAAGGAAUCAAAAUUGUUAAUGGACAGUAAUCAUGCCAUUGAGCAAUAUCUUUUUCAAUUACCAAUAGAUAGUAUUCAUUCAUUGAAUCAAUUUAUAUUUGAUAAAUUGUUUAAUGGUUCCAUUUUCAAUCUUUUAACUACAGAUUCAUUAGCCAACACUCCUGACUUGGCAACUAUUAUUCAACAAGCAGCUAAAUAUCAACAAUCUCAGUCACCAUUUUAUUUACCACCAAGAACAAAACAAGAACGGAAAAAGGCCCCUUUACCACUUCCACUGAAACGAUUUCAUGAUAAUUUUAAUGGCAAUACCACUACUUUAUUGCACACCCUCACUUAUCAUAAAGACGAAGUUUGGUUUGUCAAAUUCUCUCCAUCAGGAAAAUUUUUAGUUACUGGUUCAUUAGAUGGGAGAUUGGUGUUGUAUGAUGUAUUAAAUAAUUUCCAGUUGAUUAAAGUUUUGGAACCAACUAUGGCGGCAGACAAUACUGCCUUUAGUCCAAUAUCAACUAGACCCACUCUGAGCAAGAAUAACAAAGCAGUUAUUUAUUGUUGCUGGGAUCCUAAGGAACAGUAUAUUGUCAGUUGUUGUUUAGAUACGGUGAUUCGUGUUUGGUCAGUUGGGGAUAUCCACAAAAGAAGAAUCACUCGAAGUGAAACCAAUACUAUAACUGAUUAUAAAUUAAUUACAUGUUUUACUUUGGCCCCAGAUAUUAAAACUUGGACUUGUGAAUUUUUACCAGAAAAUAGGAAACUAUCCGGUGAUUUAAGUGGACAAUCAGAUUCACCUCAAUUCAUUGUGGGGUCGCCUGAUAAGGUUUUGAAAAUAUUUGAUUGUAAUGGUAUUGAAUUGUUUGAUUUUUAUGGCAAUAUAGAGGAUGAAGAUGAACGUGAAAAUGAACAGAGUAACCAGAACCAAGAUGAUCACCUUGCUUUGAAACCAAACUUGCAACAACAACAGCAACCACUGCUUGCAUCAUCGACAUCAACAUCAUCCCAAUCACAUGGGCAGACUACUUCUACCACUGCCGAAGAAGCAAAUAAACACGAUGACAUUUCAAUGAAAGAUACAGAUGAAUCAUUACCCAGAGUCCGAACAUAUAAAACCAGCCUUGAAAGCAAUUUCAAUCGAAUCAAUGAUUUAGUAAUCACUAAUAAUGGCAAGAUCUUAAUCACUUUAAAUGAUCAUCAAUUACAUUUUUAUACUGUCCCUGACACUUUAGGCGAAGAAGCAACUACACGUCGUAUCUGUAACAUCCAUUUCAAAGGACGUCUUACAUCUUGUUCAAUUUCUCAUAAUGGUAAAUAUUUAUUAAUAAGUUCUGCCCCAGAAGAAUUACAAGUAUGGGAUUUGUCACCAUUACUUGUCAAUGAAAGUAAUCGACCAAUUUUGUAUCGUAAAUAUCUUGGACAUACUCAAAGUUCAUAUAUUGUUCGAUCAACAUUGGGUUAUUUGAAUGAAGAUAAUGAUCAAGAAGAAUUGGUAUUAACUGGAAGUGAUCAUGGAUACAUUUAUUUUUGGAAGUUUACUACUGGUCAAUUGAUUACAAGAAUCAAAGGACACGUAGGGUUAUGUAAUGGGGUUGAUUGGAAUAGAAAUGGAAUGGUUAUUAAAGGUAAAGAUUAUGGGAAAAUCUGGGCCAGUGUUGGUGAUGAUAAAUUGGUGAAAAUUUGGGGUUCCAAAUGA